Messenger RNA from Plodia interpunctella (Indianmeal moth), 5784 nucleotides. RefSeq names its product Cyclin G (gene CycG). The coding region runs from base 653 to 1747 and encodes 364 amino acids. The record is from RefSeq and is a predicted model, not a curated record. The transcript is spliced from 11 exons. Gene Ontology annotation, cellular component: cyclin-dependent protein kinase holoenzyme complex; cytoplasm; nucleus. Lineage: Eukaryota; Metazoa; Arthropoda; Insecta; Lepidoptera; Pyralidae. Gene Ontology annotation, biological process: regulation of cyclin-dependent protein serine/threonine kinase activity; mitotic cell cycle phase transition. Gene Ontology annotation, molecular function: cyclin-dependent protein serine/threonine kinase regulator activity.
UUUACAACGCGAACGAACGGAUGAAACAAAAACAAGUUCAAAUCGUUUCAUUUGGUUUCAGUUGCAGUUGGUGAUUGUUGAUCGGCCUAAGAUAAUUAUUUUAGUAGCUUACGCAUUGUUUGUCAUUGAAUUGAAUUUAUUUUAGUUAAGUAUACAGUGAAAAAGAAAGUGAAUCAAAAAAGUUGUGUAUCCUUUGUUUUAAUUUCUAAGUGGGCGUUGUUGCCGUUCCUACAUACAUAUUUCAGUUAACAAGUUCUUAUUUAUUUCUCAUAGUAUAGGAUUUAUUUCUUGAUAACGAAUACAGUGAUAAUAUUUUAGUGCAGGAGUUCAAAAGUUAUGCUUGAACUGCUUGAAAUGAGUGAAUUUGAACGUUAUAUUGUGUCUGACGCAAUAGCGAUUUGGCAACAGCGCACGGAGUCGGACUGAAUUUUAAAUUUACCGAUGUUUUAGUAAAACAAAUCGCAUACCCUACAUCUACGACACAUUUUCAACUUUUUAUGAGGUACUAGGGCCUCCGCGCCCGGUCGCUCAAACCGUCGGGUCGUCGAGCCGUGGGGGGAUCGGCGCGAGCAUACACAACGACAUAUAGCCGCUGCUUGCUCCUGCGCCAACGCUUAGGUGCCGAUUCACUCACCGCUCGCAUAGCCCGAUCAUGUUGAGAGCGGGCGCGAGGCACCCGGAUGCUGACGAGAGCGCGUCCGCGUCCACAGCGUGCGACGACGACAGCCAACUCUACGCUACGCUCAACGAGUACCUGCUGCUUGAGAACAAGUUCCAGCCGAAACUGUGCCUGCCUGAUGACCUAGAGAACGGCGAAGUGACGACUCGAGACCGCGACGGCGCGGCCCACGUGCUGCGCUGCCUCAAGGUGUGGUACGACCUGCCGUGCGAUGUCCUCUUCAACGCUCUCAAUCUGUUUGAUAGGUUCCUAACAAAAAUGAAGGUCCGUCCGUGCCACGUGCCCUGCAUCACGGUGUCCUGCAUGAACAUAGCCAUUGAGCAGCACGCGCACGACUCCAGAACUGAGAGGAAAGUCUCCGUAGAAGAACUGGUGUCAAUCUCGCAAUCUGCUUGUACGGCGGGCGACGUGACGCGCAUGUCGCGGGUGAUAGCGGACAAGCUGUCGCUGGCGGCGGCCGUGCGCGCGGUGACGGCGCUGCACUGGCUGCAGCUGUUCCGCGGCAUCGUGGCGGCCGCGUGCCGCCAGCUGCAGCUCGUGCUGCCGGCUCUACAGGAGAGCGAGCUGGUGAACCAACUGGAGAUCUGCGUGUGCGACGCUCGCUGCGCCAACGCCCGCGCCAGCGAACUGGCGCUCGUCAUACUCUACCGGAAACUAGACGAGCAAGUCCAGGAGUGGACCCGUAAGGUGUCAUCGGAGGGCGGCAGCACUGAACAGGCCUACUAUCUCAACGAGUUUGCUGCUCAGCUGCAGGCGCAUUGCAAUAUGUGCCCGGAGUCGGUGUGGAGCGCGCGACGACGCGCGACGCGCGUGCUGCAGCGCUACGACGCGCGCGGCGCCGCGUGCGCGUGCGCGAGGCAGCGCCUCGUCUGGAGGCUCUCCGAGCGCACGCUCAAGGUGCUCCGGCCCACGGACCGGUUGACGUCGCUGCUGCCCACCAUCGAGGAGCAACACCACGUCCAGGAUCAAUCGCCACCACGGAACAGAUCAGGCAGCGAAAGCAGUGAAAACGAGGAGACAUCUGAUUGGCCGCGCAGUCCUGUGUUGCCAGUCUACUGCGACAACUGAGCUCGAACAAUGGCAGUAUGAACAACUUCAUUUGCCACAAAAUUUGAAAACGCGGCAUAAUAGAUUCCACGGUUGUAGAUUUUAAAAAGUUAAUUUUGUUUUAUAAAUCUGUAACAAAACUACAAAUUCGAUAAAAAGAAUUCUUCAUUUUAAAUUCGUUAAAAACUGGCCAGUAAUGGUCGCAUUUUGUUACUCUUUUCGAAAAUAUUUCUUUACAGAUUAAAAAUGUAGGGCAGCUGUGUUGGCGUAGUAGGUUAAGGUUAGAUGGUCGUGUGUUUGUGUGUGUGAUCCCAAUUUUGAAUCGUCAAAACACCGUGAUCCUAGCGUAGAGCGAAAUGUAUCCGCCAUUUUCUGAAUGAUAGAUCUUUUUUAUUUAACCAAUAAAAAAAAAAUCUGCCAUUUUAUCAUUAUUUCGUUGCGAUUUUGCUUGCAUUUUACUUAUUAUGAAUAAUUCUGUUUUAUUAAUAGUAAUUAUUUAUAGAAAUCUUUAAAAUCCUAAAUUAUUAUAGGUUGCCCCUCAAUGUAGUCUCAAUGUAGAUCAUUCAGGAAAUGAGCAUAGUCUGUGCCAACGCCAGCUACGAGUCGAAAGUGCAAGCUUAGGCUAGUAUGAAAGUUUGGUGCAAUCAAACAAUGGUCGAACCACUUAAAAUAACGGGAGUAUUAUUAUUAAUUUAAAAUAUUAGUUUUCUCGGGUGUGCCCGAGGUGAGUGCGUAAAACUGCUCCAUACUCCCUUGCGUUUUUAGUAAAAGAAAUGAAUUAAUAUAUCCGAGUCCAAGUUGAAUUUAAGCGUUGAAUAUUGUUUCAUAAUGAAAUAUUGGUUUCGUUUUCCCUCCUAAGGACUCAUUUUCAUGCUUUUAAAGCCUAAUAUAAAAAAAACUUACUAUUUUUGAUUACGAAACACGAUCUGCACGAAAAAAAAGUGACGUAAAUAAAAUAUUCACAUGUUAGAAAGCUUCCAUGCCACUAGGUGUAGAAAUUAAUAUUUUUUAUGUUUUCAAUACAUGCGCAGGAGUCGUUUUGCGAAUGCCACCUUGUGACACGCCCCAUUAGUUGUAAACACAAGGGUGCGCCGCCGUUUCUUCCUCCAUUGUCAGUCUAAACGGAGCUUUACUAAAAUAUUGUUAAUUUUUAAGAGAAAGGUUGAAAUCUAGCGAAGGAGCAAACGACCGCGCACCCGUUUAGAUUUCGUACUGUGAUUUUUUACGAGAAAAAACGUUACAAAAAAAAUAUAUUCCAUAUUUCUUAGGUUGUAAGUAAGGAAUGUCCAUCUGAUUUUCGUAAAUUAAUUGUGGCGCGCACUUGCAAAUGUGUGAAGAUAUUACAAUUACUGUAAAUUACAUAAUAUGGUCCGAUUUGCCAUUUUGCCGAUAAAAAAGUUCCCUAUUCAACUUAGAAUGAUAUACAUCACUUAUUGACGUCGAAAAUUAACUUAAAACUAAGUCUACCGCCGACUUGCAAAGCUCAGGUGAAGAAGAUCCACUUUGCAAGUAAAUGUAAUGUCGAAUUCAAACGCAACUGUGCUACUCCUUUACUUUUUUACGUGAGCCGUCAGUGAGGCCUAAAGAUAUUUUAAAAAAUAUAUUUUAGUCUAAGCUAAGGUUUUGCGUAAAAAUGUUUGUAACUUUUUUUUUUACUAAAAUUAGAUGUGCCAAGUGCGAGUGGUCAAUUUAAAAAACAGUUUAGUGAAAAAAAAAUCUAUUCCACCGAAGUUCUUUUACAUAAUGUUAAUAAAUAAGUAUUAUAAUAUUUUUAUUAAUAAAUUAAUAUAUUAUCGAAUUCUUCUGACUAACUCUUUUUUUUAUAGAGUUUGACAUCAAAAUUAUCGCUACUUACAUAAUUAUAAUUAAAAAAAUGUUGGCAUUAUUUUUUCAUUAAUUAUUAUUUCUUAGUGUAAUAGUAAUAUAAUGUUCGAUAUACUUAUUUCUUAAUCGUAUCUAGAUAUUAAUUAAAUAAACAACAAAAAAAAAUACAAAUCUUGAAAAAAACCUAAAAAAAUGAUCUCAGAUACGUACGUCAUAGUAGAAAUGGAGUAGAUAAAAAUAAACUACAAAAAUAUGUUUCCUUCAAUUCUGGAAUAACAUUUUAAAAUGUAACGGCUAUGUAUGUGUGUGUAAUUGAUUUCUCUUUCUGCUUAUGUGUGUGUAGUGUGUGAUAUUGGAAAUUCAACACAUACGCCGAGCGAGAUCUUUUUUCUAUCAAUUUUUCUAAAUAGUGAAAUGUAUGUGUGCAGAUUGUUGUAUGGAGGUUGAAAAAAACCGAAGCUUUUUUGUUUUAAAUGUAUGAUCGCAUCACCGCUGUGUCCGAUCAAUCUUUUAGGCGUUUCGAAAAAAUUUCAUUUUUUCUCCAACACCAAAUAACAUCUAGAUUUAAAUUGAAGCUUGAUGUAUAGAUAACCUCUAUGUAACUAUCAGCCAGUAUGUCUAACGACCUCUGUGAUACUCAACAUAUGGGCGCAUAUUUUUUAAGAUCAAUUUUGUACAAUGCCAUCCUCAUUGAUACUGCUCAAGUACGGGACAUUUCUAUUGGAUUAUUAUAUGAAAUGUACUGUAAAAACUUAAAUAAAUAUGGCUAAUAACAUAUUCAAUUAAUAAUCUUCGUAAAAGUUUCGUAUGCCUUACGGCGGGACAUAGAGAAGCUCAUUCCAAUGUAUUAUACCUAUUAUAUAACCUGUGUUCACGAAAUAAUCUAAUUGAAUUGAAUCUAUUGCGCAAAUGUAUGUGAACAACGAAUGCGUAUGCAGUCUUAAGGUAUGCAGCAAUAUAAAAAUAAAAUGUAUAUAUGCAUUCGCUGAAGCACGAUAAUCGAGUGUCACUUUAAUUGUUAAAAUUUAUUUAUAGUAACAUUUAGUAUUUUUUGUUCUCAUUAAUGUAUAAUAUAACGCUUUGGCUCAACAUUUGUGACGUCACUUGUGCCCACUGUCAUACAAGACCUUAUAUUUUGUUGGUUUUUGACACAUGGAUAAGGUAUCUUAUUGGUCUUGAUGUGGGUUGUGCGUGUGCAUGCAUUACGUUACGUACAAUUUUAUACAAUCUGUGCUGCAUACGCAUUCGGCGACCGGCCUUAAUAUGUUACAGCUCUUGCUAGAACGAGAUCGCAAUAUUUUUGCAAACGAAAUAGAUUAUAAAUUAAUUUGAUUGUUGAAAAUUGUUUCAGCAACUACACUGGCUUGACAAUUCGAUAAUUUUCUUCCAUAUAAUGAUGGUGUUUAUAACAGAAAUGUUAUUGGAAGUGUCAUGUCGGUUAAAUAAAAGAUCUGUCCCGUCUUGCAGUAUUUUAUAAGAUUUAUAAAUCGACAAUUCGGUGUUCAUAAUGUUUAAAAUAGUAACUAAUUUCAUACUUUUUUAUAUUAAUUAGCUGAAUCUAUAGAAAAAACGUGUACCUGUCUAUAAAUAGUAGAAAAUGGAUAUAUUGUCAUUGUAACACCAAAUGGAAUGGGAAAUAUUGUUUUUUUAAACACCCAGUGUUGCCAGUCAAAAUAACACAGCGCCCCCAUUUCUACUCUUUACAGACACUAUAUCGAAUGUGUUAUACAUAUCCAUAAUUUUGAUAUCGAAUUGUCGCAUGCAUUUAAAUAUAGUGUCGUGCCUGUGUCGCGGCGACUCGUGAAUUGUGACGUCAUUACACAUUAACAGUCAAAACUAGAGAUGGGUUAAGUGCCUUAUCACUCGAUUGUAUGACCAUUUUGAAUCCGCCAUAAUUUUUCAUCUCAAGUCAAAACAAGAAAAGAAACGAUGCCGACAAAAUGUGUGAGGUUUGCGGCGAAAUAGUGACGUUGUAUUGUAUUGAAAUGUAUGAGAUGUGGCACAUUGCGCUAAGCAUACGUCACGCAUUAGGUCUGCGUCUGCCUUUAUUUUAAAUGUGUAAUGAAAUGUUCCGAAUACAUGUAUGUAUAAUAGCAUAUUUUGUACUUAUCUAGUUAAAUGUUGUGUGCUUGUUAUUGGUGUGUUAAUUGUUAUGUCGUCAUGAUGGAGCGUCGCGCGUUCUGCGUGUUAAAAUCUGAAAUCUCGAAUCGAUGAGAAUAAAAGUUGGACUCUUA